UGGAGACCCCCACCCUUGGUUGAGGAGAAGUCUGAUCACGUUCAACACACUUUGCAGCGUUGCGGAAGUUGCAGGGCACAACCAUGAGCCACAGUCCAGAGAGGGUGUCUUCAUACCGCCGUCACUUCGAGGGCACCACGGCCGUGCCUUUUGUCCAUCAUGUCCGGGUGCUGAGUCCGUCUCCGGCCCGCAGAGAGCUCCGCCAUCGGUCAGCCAGCUACACCCGACGUGGAGAGACGACGGUGGAGCGCAGGGCACUCUCCAACAGGUCCCGCACGAACAGUAUGGCGACCCUUUGUUUUGGGAUGUCCAUGGGGCUUGGGCCGAAACUGGAUCUGGAUGCUGCUGCAGCUGAAAACCAGGCCUUUAUGAGCACUCGCACCAGUGAGAGGCAGGAGAUGAUAGCUCUCAAUGACCGUCUGGCAGUCUAUAUUGAAAAGGUGCGCACCUUAGAGUCCCAGAACAAGCUACUGGAGGCUGAGAUUGAGGCCCUGCAGGACCGGUACAGCAAGCCAUCAGGUCUCCAGCAGCUGUACGAGGCCCAGCUGAAGGAGCUCAACAGGAUGGCUGAGCAGAUGAGAGUCCAGAGGGACCUGGCUUUGGCAGCGAAGGAGGCCAUGUCAGGGCAGCUGGAGGUGCUGAAGGCAAAGUAUGAUGAUGUUCUUGCAGCCAGGAGGAAAGCUGAGCAGGAGAUUGAGGCUUUCAGGCCGAAUGUAGACAAAGCGACCUCGGCACGUAUCUCUCUGGAGAGGCGGCUGGAGAACCUGGAAGUGGAGCUGGCGUUCCUGCAACGAGUGCACAAGGAGGAAAUCGAGGAGCUGAUGCGACAAAUGUAUUUAUCAACAUCCGAGGUGGACCUGACCUUUGGCCUGCCGGACAUUUCCUCUGCCAUCCGUCAAAUCCAAUCCCAAUAUGACAACAUCGCUGCCAAAAACCUCCAGGAAAUGGAUGCCUGGUAUAAGACAAGGUUUCAGGACCUGGGCAACGCGUCGACCAAACACGUUCAAAGUGUCCGCAGUGUAAGAGAGGAAAUAGCGGGCUAUAAGAAAGAUGUCCUCAGCAAGGAGAGUGAGCUUGAUGCACUGAAAACCAGGAGUGAGUAUUGGGAGGCUCAGAUCCGUGAUGCAGUGGAGAGGCACAAGAAGAAGGAGGAGGUAUUGCAGGAGCGUAUAGAGGCAGUAAAACUGGAACUAAAGGUGACCAAGGAGAAAACUGCUCUGCUGCUGCGGGAAUACCAAGACCUGCUGAAUGUCAAGAUGGCCCUGGAGAUAGAGAUAAUAGCCUACAGGAAAUUGAUUGAGGGGGAGGACAGCCGUCUGAACACCAUGGUCCGCAGCAUGUCGCUGACAGGAGGAGCAGUCAUCCUUGCUGGUACUGACAGCAUCCGGGCUUCCUCAGCCUCAGUUUUUGUGAGCUCAGGCCCUGCCGGGUCUCUGCCUCCGAUGGCUGCGGGGCUCGGUGGAGCCCCCACCAGCAGGACCGAUGAUGGGACUGAGUUGGCCGCGAAUGCUAAUCGGGGACAAGUAGAAGUGAUCUCAUCAGAGAGCCAGACACACAGCUACAUAAAGGAACAAGCGACCGAAAUGUCCGAGAGGAAGACUCUCCUCAUCAGAACAGUUAAGACGGAUGAGGACACUUAUGAGAGUGACACACAGGAGUGCACCAUUACCAUUUCUGGAGCGGCUGAAGACACAGACGAGGAAUAGGAUGUUGAACCCUCUUCCCCAAAUCUUGCUAUGCUAAUCUCUGCUUUACAUUUUAAAUUUAAAGACUAAGUUUGAAGUUCACCACUUCAAAUGAUGUGCCAUGUAUCGCUCUCUGUGCUUUAUCUUUAACCCACUCUCCCCGAGUCUCUCAUUGCUUUCUUGUUUGCUCUUCCUAAUCCUCCUGUGUUAGGAACAUAUCUUUAAGGGAA
Molecule: messenger RNA, 1915 nt
Organism: Lampris incognitus (smalleye Pacific opah)
Lineage: Eukaryota; Metazoa; Chordata; Actinopteri; Lampriformes; Lampridae
Gene: ngs
Product: notochord granular surface
Exons: 11
Coding region: 84-1706 (540 amino acids)
Biological process (GO): skeletal muscle organ development
Cellular component (GO): sarcolemma; Z disc; intermediate filament
Source: RefSeq, a predicted model, not a curated record